Molecule: messenger RNA, 2268 nt
Organism: Theileria orientalis strain Shintoku
Lineage: Eukaryota; Apicomplexa; Aconoidasida; Piroplasmida; Theileriidae
Exons: 2
Coding region: 1-2268 (755 amino acids)
Biological process (GO): DNA replication preinitiation complex assembly; regulation of DNA-templated DNA replication initiation; mitotic cell cycle
Cellular component (GO): nucleus
Molecular function (GO): DNA polymerase binding; DNA binding
Source: RefSeq, a predicted model, not a curated record
AUGGAAUGUCUUUUACCUAGUACUGCUUUUGACAAAGAUAAAUCAGAAGCUGUUGAUGAGUCUGGUGAUUCUACCAAAUGUGUAGAGUCAAAUCAGCUUAACUCGAGUUGUGGUAGCAUUUGUGAUAUUUCGACUCCGAUUUGUAACAACGAUGAUGAUAAGCCAGCUAGUUUUGGGAAUAAGAUAUCUUCAGUUACUACUGACUGCACUAGUUUGAAGAAGGCUGAGAAUGAUUCUGGUUCAUCGGAGGUGAAGAAUGAUGUUGUUGAUAUUGGUUCUAAAUCGCCUGGUUUGAAUGAGAGUUUGAAAAAGUUGAAGAAGCAGGGUGGUAGUUUCGCUUUGGAUGAUUCUUUGUCUAGUGUUUCGUUCAUGGAUAGUGACUUUGCUGCUUGUGUGGAUCCCCUUGAAUCUAUGGACUACGUGGAAAGUGAGGCUAAAGCUAAUGAGACCCGUACUCCCAUUAAGUCUCUUACGUCACCAGGUAGAGAGUUAGAGCUGUUCCGUGAAGACUACACUCAUUUUGAGCGUCCUCAUGUAAAAAUUAGUGACAUUGAGUUUAAGAAGCCGGUUGUUGACAACUCAGUUGCUAGUUUUGCAGAAAGUGAUUUGGAUGUCCCACCUGAAAUUUUGAGUGUUCCUCGUUGCUGGACUGACCGCUUUGAGAACGAAGUAUUUGAGGAUUCAAUUUCGGCCUCUCAGAGUCCCGUUAGAAGUUUGGCUAGUUUAAUAAACUCAUCUCAAAACGACAUUUCUGGUUCAUCAGUGAGACGUUUUAACUACGGUGUGGACGUCACUCCGAUUAGAUCUUAUAGCAGGAGCAUCAGUCGUGUUGGUAAAAAUUUGCACAACUUUGAGAGUUUCGACAACUUUGCCUCGGACAACAUAGAAGACAUGUGCAAGAUGGCAUCGAAUCCCAUGUAUAAUGUCAGCUUGUCUUAUGAAGAGAUUGGUCGAAUAAAAUUGCCUGAUGUGUUUAACAUUAUGUACAAACAAUUCAAGAACAUGUGCACUAUUGUUCAAAGAUCAACCAUCCGGAACGAGAAGUCUUACUUUCGUGUAGUAAAGAUGUAUCUUCAACGCAUUACCCGGAGGACUUUCAAAAUGGACAAUUUACUUCAAAUGGUCUGGUUGGCUCCCAACUUGGUGAACAUCAAAUGGGUUACCAUAACUGGCGAGACUUUAAAGAAAUACUCUUUUGAGUAUAAGGAUUCUACCACCAAGGCCUAUGACCUAAGCAUAAAGAUUCUCAGACCUGAUCUCGUAAGUUGUUCCACCACUGCUGAUUAUGAAGUAGCAUGCUUCAUGUUCAAAAAUAUUCUUUGCACCUGGACACUAAAGUGUGAGUGUGAUAGGAUGGAUAAGAUCCCAGUACCCAUUGCCAAGCUUCCACCCAGGAACACUCGAUCAAACUCAUCGACACCCCUAAGACUUGGCAGUUCAUUUUCAACACCAAGAAAAUUUAUUGACUCUUUGGGCACUCCACACAGACUUAGUAACUCACAGUUAUCAUCUAUGCUACUGGAUGAUUCACAGAUUACUCCUAUAAGGCCACUGUUACAACGUACUCCUACGAGGUCACUGUUGUCUCAACGUUAUUCUAGUAGACCACUAGUUUCAGAACGUUAUUCGAGUAGGUCAUUAUCACAACUCACUCCCAUGAAGCUCGAUGGUACAACACCAGUGAGACCUAAUGAUAAGACUGAAGAAGAGAUGAACAAGACACCUGUUCGCAGUUUGCUGAGAAGUGUUAUGUACGACUUUUUGGAUGAUACUCCUAACAAGUCAUACAAGAUUACAGGUGCCAACUCAGUGACCCGUUCAUCUAAACGAGCCAAGACUAUGGACAUGGUGUCACCUAUGUGUCCUGACUUGUUGGAAACUCCUGGUAUGCGACGCAUUCGUGAGAACGCAAAGCAACGCGAGAUUCAAAAGAAGACUAACAUGGAACGUGAUAAAGAUUUAGCUUUCUGGAAUGAUAUGAAAUGGUUCAUUAAGGUUUUACUCGAAAUAAUCGUUGGUGACAUGUCACCUGAUAUUAAAAUCGAGUUUUUUGUAGACUUCAUGAAAAAGUAUGGAACUCGCAAGCCAACACAAGACCAAGUAUCAAAGUGGAUAGACGCACUAAUCGAAAUCGACCCCGUUAUCAUAUCUAAGUCAGUUUCUAAACUGGACAAUAAUACUACAAUUGUUACCAUCAAUAAAUCAGCAUCGCUCGAUAAAGCCAUAGACUACGUUGAUCAAAAAAUUAACACAUUCAAAACAGCUUGA